GUGAGGUACAUCUCUAGAGGGUUCAGAAAAUUACAGACUGGAAGAGAAUCAAAGCAUUGUAAGAACUAUACCGGUUCAGGGCCAACAAACAGGUAUACUUCCCUUUAUCUAGCACAUGACACAGCGCUGAACAUGUGGACUUUGUUACUUGUAUUUGCUACUGGAUCACCAGCUCUACUUCAGGCAGCACCGGUUCAGGGUUCCAGUGGCAGAUGCAGCUUUGCCGGUGUUUUCCUUGUUGAGGGAACCAGCCGUUACUCUCUUACUUUCCAUCAAGCUUUGGAAUUGUGUCAGAGUUUUGAUUACAAACUCGCAACACAGGAACAGGUCAAUGACGCUUAUAAAAAAGGCUUGAGAACAUGCAGAUUUGGCUGGAUAGAUGGACAAAAUGUUAUGUUCCUCCCACACGUUAAUGGUCCAAACUGUGACUCCAGUUCCACCGAGAUCACCUUCCAUCCUGAAGCAGCAGGGUAUCUUUCUGAUGUCUACUGCUUUAACCCAUCAGACGCAUCACUAAACUGUGAAGAUACUGGUAAAUCUAACUCUGAAGACUUAACCAAUGGAAACACAGCCACAGCAAAUGAAAAUUCACAUGAAGACAUUCUUACGGAGGUCGAGACUGAAGGCUUUCUAGUAGAUGUGGAGGAGAUAAUGGGAAGAGUAAAAAGAGAAACUUCUGUUCUGAAUGACAUGGAGGUCCCCGUGAAAUCCUCAACUGUGCAUGCCUUGGAGGAACCCUCUACAACGACACACAAUGAAGACAGCAAGGGCCCUACAAGCAAGCCCCGUUUUGUGAAGAGCUCGUCCCCUGUUACCUCCAGUGUUUUGUUCUCUGAUACAGAGGGCAGUGGAUCAGCAUCAGAUAAUGAGACAUUGUUUACAGAUCCUGAGUCUAGUCUAUUCACAAUAACAAUGACUGCCACAGAGGCAGCUGAGAGUACAUCCAUGCCAAAUGAAAUUGAGAAAACUUCAAUUGUUGUAAUCAAAGGUCGAAAAAUGGAAGCCAGUCUUGAAGGCACACAGAGUGGCCAAGAAAAGAAAGACGGACCAUCUACUUUGCUGAUAAUCUUUGCAUUCUGUGUUGUUGUUGGAGUCAUAGUAUGCAUAAUUGUUGCUAUUGCUACUAGAGACAAGUGGUACGGACCGAGACAGAGCAGAAACAUCACUACUGAAGUGCACAACAAAGACUACAGUAAAUCAGAAACACUGCCUCUGUCAGAGAAAGAACAGGAGAUAGUGGCACUGAUGAGUGUCGCGAAGCUGAAGAAUGGUAAAAUGGAGGACAUUGCUGCCUGUCUGGAUGAGCGUGAGAAAGAGUAUUUAAUGUAAUGCUUUAAAUCCUGUGUAUUAACAGGUUUAAACUCUUUUGUUCUUUUUAUU
Messenger RNA from Sinocyclocheilus grahami, 1380 nucleotides. RefSeq names its product CD44 antigen-like. Gene Ontology annotation, molecular function: cytokine receptor activity; hyaluronic acid binding. Lineage: Eukaryota; Metazoa; Chordata; Actinopteri; Cypriniformes; Cyprinidae. The transcript has 8 exons. Gene Ontology annotation, cellular component: plasma membrane; macrophage migration inhibitory factor receptor complex; basolateral plasma membrane. The coding region runs from base 133 to 1329 and encodes 398 amino acids. The record is from RefSeq and is a predicted model, not a curated record. Gene Ontology annotation, biological process: positive regulation of ERK1 and ERK2 cascade; inflammatory response; cell adhesion.